CCAGCAUCCCCGCUCUGCUGAAAUAGCCGCUGGAGAAGGAAGGGAAAGAGAGAGGGGGGAGAAGAGGACACAGGGAAGAAAGACAAAGGUAAAAGCAAGUGGAGCUUUGUAGCCCACCGUGCUGCUUCAUCAGCGUCAGGCUAGAAAAGUGGGGGGAGACCCACCCCCUUGGGAGAGGAUUCGGAGACAAAGGAAGCUUCAUGUUCAAAGGACCAGUGGACAGCAAAAACGAAGCAGCCAUGUCUGAGCUGGUCCCAGAGCCACGACAAAAACCAGCCGUACCAAUGAAGCCCAUGGGCAUCAACACCAGCUUGCUGGGCUACAUCGGUAUCGACACCAUCAUUGAGCAGAUGCGCAAGAAAACCAUGAAGACAGGUUUUGACUUCAACAUCAUGGUUGUAGGUCAGAGUGGACUGGGAAAGUCAACACUGGUGAACACCCUCUUCAAAUCCCAGGUGAGCCGUAAAUCUUCAGGCUGGAACCGGGAGGAGAAAAUCCCCAAGACAGUGGAGAUCAAAGCCAUUGGGCACGUCAUUGAAGAAGGUGGUGUCAAAAUGAAGCUGACAGUGAUUGACACACCAGGAUUUGGAGACCAGAUCAACAAUGAGAACUGCUGGGAGCCUAUUGAGAAAUACAUCAACGAGCAAUAUGAAAAGUUUUUGAAAGAGGAGGUGAAUAUUGCAAGGAAGAAACGAAUUCCAGACACACGCGUGCACUGCUGCCUCUACUUCAUCUCUCCUACAGGGCACUCUUUGCGGCCUUUGGACCUGGAGUUCAUGAAACAUCUCAGCAAGGUAGUGAACAUCAUCCCAGUUAUUGCUAAGGCUGACACCAUGACCUUGGAAGAGAAGACUGAAUUCAAACAAAGAGUGCGCAAGGAACUAGAAGUAAAUGGGAUCGAGUUUUAUCCCCAGAAAGAAUUUGAUGAGGACUUGGAGGAUAAAACAGAAAACGACAAAAUCAGGCAGGAAAGCAUGCCCUUUGCAGUAGUGGGCAGUGACAAGGAGUACCAAGUGAAUGGCAAAAGAGUCCUGGGCAGGAAAACACCUUGGGGAAUCAUUGAAGUGGAAAACCUCAAUCACUGUGAAUUUGCCCUACUUCGAGAUUUUGUCAUCAGGACCCACCUUCAGGACCUAAAAGAAGUGACCCACAACAUCCACUAUGAGACCUACAGGGCCAAACGGCUGAAUGACAACGGAGGGCUGCCCCCCAUGACUGUGGAGACAGAGGAAAACCACGAAAGUAACCUGUGAAAGAGCCUCCCCCUCCACGGUCACCUGGUGACUCUGGCCAGACAACCCACCCCUGCUACCCCGGCUCAGCCACGGGCCUGUCUCUGCAGCACGUGGGAGUGAGAGGAUGCGAGUGUGAGUGUGUGCGGCGUGCGUGUGCCUCCCUGUGUGCCGGACAGGGACAGGGCAUCCCCCCGGCCCUCCCAGAGUGUCCCCAUCCUCGGUCUGUUUGUGCACAGUGCACUGUCCCCCAGCUUCCCUGCUCUCCUUUCUGUGUCUCAGCUGUGUAUCCUGUC
This is a messenger RNA of Agelaius phoeniceus (red-winged blackbird), 1528 nucleotides long. It is a transcript of the gene SEPTIN3, whose product is annotated as septin 3. Gene Ontology annotation, molecular function: GTP binding. Lineage: Eukaryota; Metazoa; Chordata; Aves; Passeriformes; Icteridae. The record is from RefSeq and is a predicted model, not a curated record.